AUCUAUAAAUAGCCAUUUGGUAUGCAUUAUCACACAACAAUCACCAACACAAAGUUCAACUUUCAAAAUCUCAUAUCUAUAAUAUUACUGUUUAUUUAUCUCUUUCUCUUACUCUUAAUAGGGAAGUGAUAAUGGCAAGCACACCAAGUAUUCCAUCUCAUACAAAAGCUUGGGUUUACUCUCAAUAUGGUAAAAUAGAAGAAAUUCUAAAGUUUGAUUCUAAUGUACCUACACCACACCCCAAGAAUGAUCAAGUGCUCAUCAAAGUUGUGGCUGCUGCCCUUAAUCCUGUUGAUAUUAAGAGGGCUCUUGGACAUUUCAAGGACAUUGACUCUCCUUUGCCAACUGUGCCAGGAUAUGAUGUUGCUGGAGUGGUGAUUAGUGUUGGAGAAGAAGUAAAGAAAUUUAAAGUUGGAGAUGAAGUUUAUGGUGAUAUUAAUGAAAUUACUUUACACAAUCCAAAAACAAUUGGUACUUUGGCAGAGUAUGUUGUUGCUGAAGAAAAAGUACUUGCUCACAAACCAUCUAAUUUGAGUUUUGUUGAAGCUGCUAGUCUUCCUUUAGCAAUAAUCACUGCUUAUCAAGGACUUGAAAAAGUUGAAUUUUCUUCUUCUAAAUCUUUGCUUAUUCUUGGAGGUGCUGGAGGAGUUGGAUCUCUUGUUAUUCAGCUUGCCAAACACGUUUUUGGAGCAUCUAGAAUUGCAGCAACUGCUAGUACUCCAAAACUUGAAAUUUUGAGGAAGUUGGGAGCAGAUUUUCCAAUUGAUUAUACUAAGGAGAAUUUUGAAGAGCUUACAGAAAAGUUUGAUGUGGUGUAUGAUGCAGUAGGUCAAAGUGAUAGGGCACUAAAGGCUAUUAAAGAAGGUGGAAAAGUUGUGACAAUAUUGCCCCCAGGAACACCACCAGCUAUCCCUUUCUUACUCACUUCAGAUGGAAUUGUGUUAGAGACAUUGCAACCUUAUUUGGAAAGUGGAAAAGUGAAGCCAAUUUUGGACCCUAAAAGCCCUUUUCCAUUUUCUCAAACUUUGGAAGCAUUUUCCUAUCUCAAUACUAAUAGAGCUAUUGGAAAAAUUGUCAUUCAUCCCAUCCCAUAAGCAUGAUUAAUCAAGCACAUUAAUUUCUCUAGCUUUCAUUUGUACUAUUUUGGCUAUUUUAAAGUGUACUUGUGUGUUAGAAAUCUUUAAGAGAUAUGUUUGUUAUUUUUAAAUAUUUAUUUUAUAUGGUUUAUCUUGUGACUAAAGAAUAUGUGGUGAUA
Messenger RNA from Cicer arietinum (chickpea), 1255 nucleotides. Its product is annotated as 2-methylene-furan-3-one reductase-like. Lineage: Eukaryota; Viridiplantae; Streptophyta; Magnoliopsida; Fabales; Fabaceae. Gene Ontology annotation, molecular function: oxidoreductase activity, acting on the CH-CH group of donors, NAD or NADP as acceptor; zinc ion binding. The record is from RefSeq and is a predicted model, not a curated record.